Wallemia ichthyophaga EXF-994 is the source of this 591-nucleotide messenger RNA. RefSeq lists its product as uncharacterized. The transcript is spliced from 3 exons. The record is from RefSeq and is a predicted model, not a curated record. Gene Ontology annotation, biological process: regulation of transcription by RNA polymerase II. Gene Ontology annotation, cellular component: nucleus. The coding region runs from base 1 to 591 and encodes 196 amino acids. Lineage: Eukaryota; Fungi; Basidiomycota; Wallemiomycetes; Wallemiales; Wallemiaceae. Gene Ontology annotation, molecular function: DNA-binding transcription factor activity, RNA polymerase II-specific; RNA polymerase II cis-regulatory region sequence-specific DNA binding.
AUGUCCAAAACCAAAACCAAUUACAACGACAGCCCCGGCAACUCAAAUGCGACCAGCGCGAGUUGUACAGCGCAGCAGGAAUCCUCCUAUUUAAGUCCCUUUUACCAAACAUACCCCGCCAACGGAUUUACCGGUAUUAAAGCCUCACCGGAAAGAGAGAUACCGCCAUUCGCGCUGCCGCACUACAUACAUCAGCAACCCUCGUUCGCCAGAUCGCGUCGCAGCUCGUAUGAAUCUGAAGGCAGCAAUGCGACUUCGAGCAGGAAGUCAUCCUUAAAUACCAAUACCAAUGCCAGUACCGCAGAUAGUCUCGGCAGCAACAGCACUACUACCCAGCACAAUAUCUCAGAUACCAACGACGCCGAUAAGAAGCUCCAGCAGCGCGAGAGGAACAAGCAGGCUGCGAGUAGAUUCAGAAUCCGUCAGCAGUACAAAACAGAGUCACUGCAGAUGGAAAACGACUGGCUGAAGCGGGAGCGAGUGCGCCUACAGAGGGAGAAUCUCGCGCUAAAGGAUGAGAAUAGACGCCUUUCACUCGAGCAGCAGGGCCAUUAUGAGGGGGGCAAUAUGUACACACAAAGGAUCUUCUAG